CCCCCUGAUCAGUCCGUCACGUCAUGUGGUCUAUCACGCAUCUCUACACUUCCUCAAACUUUCAGCCUGGUGUUUCGGCCUGUUCUGGUUCCAGUUCGCCUCCUUCUCCCUCUGAGCAGGAAACGAAACUUAGCUUCAGUCGAACUGCAGCCAGGUUUUUUAGAAGCAGCCGGCCCGGAAUGGAGCCGCGACGGCGGAGGCUCCAGAUGUCAGGACCGACGAGAGGAGCCGGCGCGGCCGCAGCAGCAGCGCUGGUCCUCGCACUGCUGCUCACCUGCAGCGUCAGGUGUGCGGAGAGCUCUAAACCGAGCAACGUUAUCCUGAUUCUGGUGGACGACCAGGACGUUGAGCUGGGGGGGAUGACACCGAUGAAAAAAACCAAACAAUUGAUAGGAGAGGCAGGAGCAACAUUUGUGAACGCUUUUACGGUCACGCCGCUGUGCUGCCCCAGCAGGAGCAGCAUUCUGUCGGGUCGUUACCCCCACAACCACCAGGUGAGAAACAACUCUCUAACUGGGAACUGCUCGAGUCCACUGUGGCAGAAGGGCCCAGAGGCUGAGGCUUUCCCAGUCUUCCUCAGCAAGAAGAAAUACCAGACGUUCUUCAGUGGGAAGUACCUGAACCAGUACGGUCAAAAAGCUGCGGGAGACGUGGAUCAUGUUCCACCCGGCUGGGAUCAGUGGAAUGCUUUGGUGGGAAACUCCCAGUACUACAACUACACAUUGUCAGUCAACGGGAAAGCAGAGAAGCACAGCGACACUUAUGAGAAAGACUACCUGACGGACCUCAUACUGAAUCGGUCUCUAACCUUCCUGGAUGAGCGGAGCCCUCAGCACCCUUUCUUCAUGAUGCUGGCUCCUCCUGCUCCCCACUCCCCAUGGACAGCAGCUCCUCAGUACCAGCAGGAGUUCAACAAUGUUCAAGCCCCUCGAGACGGUAGCUUUGAUAAACCAGGGAAGGACAAACACUGGCUGCUGCGUCAGCCAACCAACCCCAUGCCCAAUAGCUCCAUUGUCUACCUGGAUAAUGCUUUCAGGAGAAGGUGGCAGACGCUGCUGUCAGUGGACAACAUGGUGGAGAAGCUGGUGAAAAAGCUGGACAGCAUCAAAGAGCUGGACAACACCUACCUCAUCUACUCCUCAGACAACGGCUACCACACAGGUCAGUUCUCGCUGCCCAUCGAUAAGAGGCAGCUAUACGAGUUUGAUAUCAGGAUCCCGCUCCUGGUCCGAGGUCCGGGCAUCAAACCAAACCAGACUCUGAAGGCUCCGGUACUGAACAUUGAUCUCGCUCCCACUAUAUUGGACAUAUCUGGAGUCAACCUAUCAACCGUUAAAAUGGACGGGGAGUCUUUCCUCUAUCAGAUGGCUCCGUCUCUGAGAAACGGCACAGCAAGACCAUUUUUCCUGGUAGAAUAUACUGGAGAGGGAAGUCCAGUGUCAGACCCUUCUUGCCCUAAACUAGGCUCCGGAGUGUCGGAAUGUUUUCCAGACUGUGUGUGUGAGGAUGCCUACAACAACACGUACGCCUGCGUCAGGUCUUUGGACGGCAGCCAUAACCUGCAGUACUGCGAGUUUGCAGACAGCGAGUCGUUUGUAGAGAUGUACAACUUAACAACAGACCCGCAUCAACUGCAGAACAUCGUAAAGACAGUGGAUCCGUCAGUCCUGCAGCUGAUGAACCAGCGGCUCAUAAAGCUUCAGUCCUGCAUUGCUGACAGUUGUCAUGACUACAAAAUGAGAAACAACCAAUGAGUCCUCUUGUCGUGGACUGCGCCUUGCUCAGAGGCUUGAUAUCUGAACACUAACUUCCACUUUACAGACAUUUAGACUCGUUUCAGGAGUGAAAACCAACAGAUAAGUCAUGGCUGAGUUCCACUUAGCUGUACGGCUUGCAGACUCCUGCUGAACGUUGGAACAUUAAGAAACGUCUUAAUUUAGACGUUUAUAUGAAAAAUUAGAACCUCUUUAGUGUUUGUGCAGCACCAUUACAACUGCAGCUACUAGUUAGCUUAGCCUAAUGACUGAAAGCAGUUAGCUUUGGCUUGUGGAGGUCCAAGUGUCUACGUCCUCUCUGACCUGUGUGUAUUCAUCUAAUCUUUCCAUAAGAAGCACACGUUAAAAUCCAUGCUGUGCCAUUUUUUACAUAAACUGCAACAUAAACGAGGUUGUAGGCAUCAGAAGACCGUCUGAUGGUUUGAUACAAAGCUCAAAGAAAUUCAAAGAUCUGACGGUACUAUCACUGAUUCAUUUCUGUCUAAAUCAACUUGUUACAUUUUACAAACGGCUCCAGCUCCGUGUUCAGAUGUCUGAUUAUUAGUUUAACUCUGCAGCACUUCCAGCUAAAGAAGACGCCCGUGUUCAGAGACAUUCCCGCUUCAGUGGUCUGCUCCACCUCUGUGCCUUACAUGUAAAGAACGGCCUUUUUUAUGUUCUCAUACUUUGUUUAUGUUGAGUUUUACAAAGAACUCGGGAGCUGAUGAAUAUUUGUGGGAAAGUCUGUUUUGAUUGUGAGAAAUCCAAAAGGGAAUGUUGGUGAUUUAAAUCCUCUGUGCCUUUGAUUUGCAUCGAUGGAAAUGCACGUGCCUUAAAUGUGAAUGGAUUUUGCACUGCCAAGACAAAAAUGAUUAUAAAUAAAGACACUGAUGAUGUAAA
Molecule: messenger RNA, 2654 nt
Organism: Nothobranchius furzeri (turquoise killifish)
Lineage: Eukaryota; Metazoa; Chordata; Actinopteri; Cyprinodontiformes; Nothobranchiidae
Gene: gnsb
Product: glucosamine (N-acetyl)-6-sulfatase (Sanfilippo disease IIID), b
Biological process (GO): glycosaminoglycan metabolic process
Molecular function (GO): glycosaminoglycan binding; N-acetylglucosamine-6-sulfatase activity
Source: RefSeq, a predicted model, not a curated record